AACGGACUGACUCCGCUGCACGUGGCAGCUCACUAUGACAACCAGCAGGUGGCGCUGCUGCUGCUGGACAAAGGGGCGUCGCCCCACGCCACCGCCAAGAACGGAUACACCCCACUCCACAUCGCCGCCAAGAAGAACCAGACGAGCGUCGCCUCGUCUCUGCUGCAGUACGGAGCGGAGACCAACGUCCUGACCAAACAGGGGGUCACCCCUCUACACCUGGCCUCACAGGAGGGGCACAGUGAUAUGACCAGUCUGCUGCUGGGCAAGGGGGCACACGUCAACACUUCCACUAAGAGUGGUCUGACACCCCUCCACCUCACGGCCCAGGAGGACAGAGUGAAUGCAGCAGAAGUUCUGGCCAAACGUGAUGCUAACCUGGACCAGCAAACCAAGCUCGGCUACACUCCUCUCAUUGUUGCCUGUCACUAUGGAAACGUAAAGAUGGUCAACUUCCUCUUGCAGCAGGGCGCCAGUGUCAACGCCAAAACCAAGAACGGUUACACUCCGCUUCACCAGGCAGCACAGCAGGGACACACACACAUCAUCAACGUCCUGUUGCAGCACGGAGCUACACCCAACACUACUACUGCUAAUGGGAACACUGCUCUGUCCAUUGCCAGGCGUCUGGGUUACAUAUCUGUCGUUGACACUCUGAAGGUCGUCACAGAAGAGGUCAUCACCACGACAACGACUGUGACAUCAGAGAAACACAAGAUGAAUGUUCCGGAGACCAUGACGGAGAUACUGGACGUGUCGGAUGAGGAGGGUGAGGACACUAUGACAGGUGAUGGAGGGGAGUACCUGAGAGCUGAGGACCUGAGGGAGCUGGGAGACGACUCUCUACCUGGACAAUACCUGGACGGAUUCAACUACAUGAGCCACAACCUGGACAGGUCUCAUCAGACCCCUGUCCACCAGAGAGAUGGAGUCCUGAUUGAAGACAUGAUCACCAGCCACCAGGUGUCGUCUCUGUCCAGAGAGAAUGAGAAGGACUCCUUCAGACUGAGCUGGGGAGCAGAGCACCUGGACAACGUAGUGCUGUCAUCUAGCCUGCUGCACUCUGGCUUCCUAGUCAGUUUCAUGGUGGACGCCAGGGGUGGGGCCAUGCGUGGUUGCCGUCACAACGGGCUGCGCAUCAUCGUGCCGCCCAGGAAGUGUUCCGCUCCGACGCGGGUGACCUGUCGCCUGGUGAAGAGGCACCGCCUGGCGUCCAUGCCCCCCAUGGUGGAGGGAGAGGGGCUGGCAGGACGUAUCAUCGAGGUCGGCCCCACCGGGGCACAGUUCCUCGGUAAGCUCCACCUCCCCACGGCCCCGCCCCCUCUCAACGAGGGAGAGAGUCUUGUCAGCAGGAUACUACAGCUGGGGCCUCCUGGCACCAAGUUCCUGGGGCCUGUGAUUGUGGAGAUCCCUCACUUCGCGGCCCUGCGGGGCACGGAGCGGGAGCUGGUGAUUCUGAGGAGUGAGAUGGGGGAGAGCUGGAGGGAACAUCACUGUGAACACACUGAGGAGGAACUCAACCAAAUACUGAACGGCAUGGACGAGGAGCUGGACUCUCCUGAGGAGCUGGAGAAGAAGAGGAUCUGCCGUAUCGUCACCAGGGACUUCCCACAAUACUUUGCGGUGGUGUCGCGCAUCAAGCAGGACAGCCAGCUGAUUGGUCCUGAGGGAGCGGUGCUGAGCAGUACUCUGGUACCUCAGGUCCAGGCUGUGUUCCCAGUGGGGGCUCUCACUAAGAAGAUCAGGGUUGGACUACAGGCCCAGAAGAUCAGGGUUGGACCUACAGGAAGAGGGUCUGUCUGGGAAACAAAGGUCCAGGCUGUUUCCCAGAGGGGGCCCCAAGAAGAUCAGGUUGGAGCCCAGGCUGGUUCCCAGAGGGGGAGGCUGACUACAGGUGGGACCACUCCUGCCCAAUGGGAGGACAUCACUGGCUCCACCCCCCUCACCUUCAUCAACCAAUGUGUGUCCUUCACCACCAACGUGUCAGCGAGGUUCUGGCUGAUAGACUGUCGUCAGACCCAGGAGGCUGUGAGUUUCUCUACCCAGCUGUACAGAGAGAUCAUCUGUGUCCCCUACAUGGCCAAGUUCGUCAUCUUCGCCAAGACGCUGGACCCCAUCGAGGCCCGCCUCCGUUGCUUCUGCAUGACGGACGACAAGAUGGACAAGACGCUGGAACAGCAAGAGAACUUCACAGAGGUGGCCCGUAGAGGUAGAGACGGAGAGGUAUUGGAAGGGAAGCCUAUCUUUGCAGACUGUUUUGGGAACCUGGUUCCUCUGACCAAGAGUGGACAGCAUCACGUCUUCAGCUUCUACGCGUUCAAAGAGAACCGUCUCGCACUCUUCAUCAAGAUUCGUGACUGCGCCCAGGAGCCUUGUGGCAGACUGUCCUUCACUGUCCCAAAACAGAUCAAGGAGCCCCGCACCUACCGUAGUCUUACCCACAAGGCAAUCUGCAACCUGAACAUCACGCUGCCCACCUACUGCAAGAUUUGA
Molecule: messenger RNA, 2493 nt
Organism: Oncorhynchus keta (chum salmon)
Lineage: Eukaryota; Metazoa; Chordata; Actinopteri; Salmoniformes; Salmonidae
Product: ankyrin-2-like
Biological process (GO): regulation of cardiac muscle contraction; protein localization to T-tubule
Cellular component (GO): T-tubule
Molecular function (GO): protein binding
Source: RefSeq, a predicted model, not a curated record